GUCAAAAGUCUAUGACAAUUUCCUGAGCUGUUUGAUGAAAACUCCCAGACCACUUGACGCAAUGUGUUCAGAAACCAACAGCACAAGUUAAUGGCUCAGACAUGAAGGAAAAGACAUUGAAAGAUCAAAUAAUUGUAUUGCCGUUGUAAUCUUCUGGAGUCUGUAGUCGCAUGAAGACGCUGGCACCUCACAUGCACACUCGGCUCUUGGGGCAACAAACCGGGUGAUGAGCUGCGCUUCGCAACUGAAGUAGAGCAGCAACGACUAAAAUGAUCGAUUCACGCGAUCUGAAAUUUUUUAUGGGUUUCGGAAAAAUUGUCUAUUAGUGACGCUUCUACAUACACUCAUUCAUACAUACAGUACGUGCUUGUAUGUGUGCAGGGGCAUACAUUGUUUUGAACGUCAGCUACGCUGUCUAUGGUUUAGCGAUUCUCAGACUACAAUGACAAUUUGGAAUGAACUCACUCGUCAUUUCCAAUUGGAGCUCUCCAGUUGUAGGACCAUCGGUUUUCGUUGCUGUUAUUCGCAAUCCAGCGGUGGUCGCGAUCGGAAGCCCUGAAAUCGGAAUUACUUCUUCUCAAAAAAGUGUAUAUUUUUUCACACCGUAGUGGAGUGCCAAGCAAACACUAAAGAAUUUUACAACAGUGUGUGUGCAUAAAGGAUAACAAUGUUGCCCAUUCGUUGGGCUUUCGUCGGCAUCGCGCUGUUGAUUGCAGCUACAAAUGGAGCAACCAUAGCUUCAUUAGAUGGAAGCGUGGCAGAAUCGAAUUAUGAGGUUGAUAACGAUCAACUUGAUUUGGAUAGAUCAAAGCGAAGCGGAAGAGGCUAUAUGCGUGGUCAGACCCAAUCACAGUAUCUGAAUUUCGGAAAACCAGAACAAGAUGGAAAAGCAGAAGCAGAGGCUAAUGAACACGGAUCUAGAACAACAGUUUCUGGAAGCCAUGGUAUGGGACAAGCGCAGAGUCAAUUUUCAAUGGGAGAUUGCAGUGAUUGUCCAUCAAGUCCCACCUACGAAUAUCCCUCGGGCUCUCCCGAUCCGCUCACUUAUAUUGGUGUUAGUGGUAGGCCAGAUGCUUUAAGAAGCAUUCCUGGCACUGCAGGUACUGCUGCCAUUGGUGGUCCUGGAGCUGCUGGUACAUUAAGGCAAGGUGGUGUAACGGCUCCCGGUAGUUUACAGCCUGGUAGCCCUGGAGGACUAGGUGAAAGAGGCUCUGCUGCUGGACCCGGCUCUGGUUACGGUAUUGGUAUUGCUGGUCAGCCCAUUGGACCUGGAGGUGUAAGCGGUAUUGGGCGGCAACCUGGCACCGGUUAUGGUGUUGGUACUGGUGGUCUACCCGUUGGACCUGGUGGUAUCGGACGACAACCUGGUGUUAGUGGUCAACCAACUGGACUUAUACCUUCAACGCCGAGCGCAAGUACUGGUAUCCAACCAGGUGCGACUUUAAGACCUGGAGCUAGACCCGGAACAUCUUAUGGACCCAGUACCCUAGGAACUGGUGGAGGACCUCAAGCAGGAGGUAUUGUUAGACCAGGUGGACUUCGACCUGGAGCAAUUUAUGGACAACCAGAGGGCGUGCAGUCAGGUAGUGCUUUGAGGCCAGGUAGUGGAUAUGGUACUGGAUUAAUUGGUGGUCCUAGAGCAGAAGGAGUUGGAGUUGGACCUGGUGACAGUAGCGUUGGACAAGCUGGCCUUGGUCGUCAGCAAAUUGGUGGUCAAGUUGUACCUGGUGGUGCGUAUGCUCCUAGUGGUGGUGUUCAAACUGGUCAACCCGGAACAGGAGUGGUCGGAUCAACUGUUGAUCAAAGACCAGGAGCACUUGUACAAGGUGGUCCACAAGUAACAGGACAGCCAACUUAUACAGGUGUUGCUAGCGGUUUACAACCUGGUCAGACAGGUGGAUUAUAUGGACCACAACCAGGUCAUCAACCCGUCCAAACGGGAGGUGUAGUGGGUGGUGGUGCACUGCCUGGUGGUAUUUAUGGACCUGGUUAUACCCCAAUUACGGGGUCAAGACCACAUGGUGCUGUCAGGCCUGAAGUAGGAUACGAUGGCGUAUAUGAUACCGGUUAUGCGCCAGGAACAGCAGGAGUUCAAACCGGUGGUAGACUUCAACCAAGUGAUGUGCAAGCACCAGGAGUUGGUUUUCCCACUGGAUCUUAUAUCUACGGCCCCAGUCCGAUUGGUCAAGCACCAGGAUCUGGUGAGGGAUUGCAUAUUGGUCAAGCUGGUAUCCCUUCUGGAGUAGUAACGAGAGGUCAGCCAACUGGACCAGAUGUAAGCACUUAUCCAACUGGAUCUUAUUGGCAGCCUGGAAGUGGAGUAUUUGUUACUCCAUCUGGACCUAGUGAAGUUUAUGCACCAGCUGUCGUUGGAGGUCGUGGAGCCCAGUCUGGUGCAGGAUAUCAGCCAGGUGUAGGAUAUCAACAAGGUGCCCAAUUACAACCCGGUGCUGGAUAUCAACCCGGAGCAGGUUUGCAGCCUGGAGCAGGUUUUCAACCCGGUGUAGGUAUACAACCAGGUGCUGGACAACAACCCGGAGCAGGUUUGCAACCCGGAGCAGGUUUGCAACCUGGAGCAGGUUUGCAACCUGGAGCAGGUUUUCAACCCGGUGUAGGUGUACAAGCAGGUGCUGGACAACAACCCGGAGCAGGAUUACAACCAAGUGUAGGAUAUCAGCCAGGAGCAGGUUAUCAACCAGGAGCAGGUUAUCGACCAGGAGCAGGUUAUCAAGCACGGGCUGAACAACAACCCGGAGCAGGAUUACGACCAGGAUCAGGAUAUCAACCAGGAGCAGGCUUACAACAAGGUGCAGGAUUAGGUUAUCAACCGGACCCUGGACUACAACAAGGAGUAGGUUAUCAACCUGGUUCUGGAUAUCAACCAAGUGGAGGAAUACAGCCUGGUACGGGCUAUCAACCCAGCGGCGGGCUUCAACCAAAUGCAGGUUCACAACCCGCAACAGGCUCGCAACUUGGAAGAGAUCAACAGGGCGGAAGUUAUGGCUCAAUAUUGAGAGGACCUGAUGUUACUCAACCAGGCAGCAGUGUGCAACCUGGUGUAGGUUAUAGACCAGGUACUGGCAGUAUUUACGGGCCUGGGUACGAACAAUCAGGUGGUGCUCAGCCAGGAGGUCCAGGUCUAGCGGGAACAUACCCUGCUGAUGCUUAUGGGCCGGGCACAUUACCCGGUAGUGGAACAUUUGGACCACUUGGAGGUACAGGAACUGGAUCCACUGAUGUCGGUAGAGUUGGUGGUGCUGGUGUCCUCCCAGGUAGUGUUUCAGUAGGACCUGGUGCUUUAGUAUACCCUGGAGCUGCCGUCCCUGGCGCGGGAGCUUUGGGUGAGUAUAAAGAGGAAGCAAGUGGUGCAGGAGGAACUGAUGAUGCAUUCUCACAAGCUGAAUCCUCAAUUAGCGAAGGCCAAGCAGCUGCCAGUGCACAAGGCAAAAAGAAUGGCGGUACUGCCAAAACUCAGGUAUCAGGAACAUAUAGUUCCACUGGAACGUUCAGCGCCAGCGCUUCAACUUCUGACAGCGACCGCUCAGCUAAUGCCCAAGUGAGUGGAAAUAGUGAUGGAGCAAUGAGUCAGUCUCAAGGACAAGGUGGGGCAGCACAAUCGCAAGCGCAGGUUCAAGUCAAUUCGAAAAAUGGAGGCACUAAAGCAUCCUCACAAAGCGGAGGUGUAAUCCAUCAAAGUCAAAGUGAGGUACAAGCCAACGAUAAAGGAGGUUUGGCUGAUUCUCAGUCCAGCGGACCUGGGCAAACAUCAUCCCAGGCUCAAAUUGGUUUCCGACCCAAUCAAGAUGGUAGUGCUCUACCACCAACAACCGGAGGUGGCCAAGCAUCUGCUCAAUCUGGUAGCCACUCAGGACAGAGUCAAUCGCAGAUUCAGGGCACAUCUAAAUUCGGUGUAUCAUAUCACGGUGCAGCCCAAUCUGCAUCGGGUACUAAAGAGCAAGUUGCAAGUUAUCGCGAACAAAAUCGUGAAUUAUUUAACAGCAUAAGCCAGUUUGGAAAUACUGAUGCUGUAACUGAUCGUGUAGACACCGUAUAUAGUGGACCUAGUGGAACAGCAUUGACAGCUGAGGGCAACGCUUUACCAGAUCUUGAGUUGAAGUCUUCGAAGAGUGUUAAAGAAAUCGUGAACGCCAACAAGGUUACGGACGAAGAUUCCACUUUAAACGAAGAUGAAGAAGAGGAACCUUACGACGAAUACGAUGAUGAAGAUGAAUACUACAAUGAAAAUUCGAAGUUGGAUAGUCAAACCGGUAACAAACCCGAGUCCCAAUCACCAUAUCGAACCUAUACACAAAAUUCACCGACACAGAGUCAACAGGCUGCUGUACCCAAUUCGCCAGAUAAAUAUCUAUUGGUACAAAAUCAAAAUGGACGUGUGCAGAAAUAUCCUUUCCGAUCGACCACAGAAAUGGUACCACGUGGUUUCCGCGGUACCGUUAACGUGGAGAAAAAAUUCCACACCAAGGCAGUGAAAUCUCAACCCACGGAUAAUGAUCUAGAUAGCGCUGAAGAGCAGACACCAACAAAACAUCGCACACCGGACAGUUAUGUAACGGUGACCAAAUCGAUUACUGGCAGUAUGGAUAACACUAAGAAUCCACCACAGGAAAAUAAGAAUUUCCAAUCGACUUAUUACACCAAGUCAUCGACUUGUGGUUACUUCACAUUUUCCUGCAACAUAGUAUACGGUGCAAAUGGUCGCAGUAAAAUCUGCCGGCCGAAGGCACCAACCAAUGGAAAAUGUUAGAUUUUUACAAAAUAAUCGAUAUUUUUUCGUAUCAGUAAUAACCUAGUUGUUAAAAUAAGCUGUAGCCUAACUCGAAUGUAUUCUUAAAUUCCUAACAAAACGUAACAUUUAAACUUACUUAAGUCGAAUUAAUUGUUUACCACACAAUUAAAGCAUUAAAUGGCGCCUUGAUCACAUGUCUCAAGCUCCAAUAUCGUAACUAAUAGGAUGUUUUGCAUACUUACUAAUUACUAUACACUGCCACAGAAAGACCCGAUAAACAGAAAUGCUAAAAUGCUUAUUGAUAAUUUUUUAAUAAAUGUAAUUUUUAUUUUUUAACACACAA
Messenger RNA from Bactrocera oleae (olive fruit fly), 5090 nucleotides. The record is from RefSeq and is a predicted model, not a curated record. NCBI's taxonomy places the organism in Eukaryota, Metazoa, Arthropoda, Insecta, Diptera, Tephritidae.